This is a messenger RNA of Condylura cristata (star-nosed mole), 6397 nucleotides long. RefSeq names its product zinc finger protein 507 (gene ZNF507). Gene Ontology annotation, cellular component: nucleus. The record is from RefSeq and is a predicted model, not a curated record. Gene Ontology annotation, biological process: regulation of gene expression. The coding region runs from base 158 to 3022 and encodes 954 amino acids. The transcript has 7 exons. Lineage: Eukaryota; Metazoa; Chordata; Mammalia; Eulipotyphla; Talpidae.
ACGGCCGGGCCCCAGGCCAGCCAAAGGAGGCUCGCGCAAGCAGCAGCUGCCGCCCGACCGCAGCUGGAUUUGAAGAUUGACCCAGGGGACUGUAUUUAUUUCAGGAAUUGAUUUGAAAGACACUGGCUCUUCCUCUAACAGCCAUGUAACUUUGGGUAUGGAAGAAAGCAGCAGCGUUGCCAUGUUGGUGCCAGAUAUUGGGGAACAGGAAGCUAUACUGGCCGCUGAAACUGUCAUCAGUUCAUCCUUGGAAAUCGAUGAACCAAAAAAAGUGAAAACAGAUCCAUUAAUCCAUGUUAUCCAAAAGUUAAGCAAGAUAGUGGAACAUGAAAAGUCACAAAAAUGUCUUUUGAUUGGAAAAAAGCGCUCGCGGUCAAGUGCUACAACACGGUCUCCUGAAGCUGAAGAACUUGGUGAGAUUCCAGCUAAAGUAAUCCAGUCACCUGCUGCUGGUGUCAGACGGGCUGCGAUGUCGCAGACAAACCCGGCCCCUGACUCUCUCGCCCCGAAUGAUGGGAAGGCCAUGUCGUACCAGUGUAGCCUCUGUAAGUUUCUGUCGUCAUCUUUUUCUGUGUUGAAAGAUCAUAUCAAGCAGCACGGUCAGCAGAACGAGGUGAUACUGAUGUGUUCAGAGUGCCACGUUACCUCUAAGAGCCAAGAGGAACUUGAAGCUCACGUGGUAAAUGACCAUGAAAACGAUGCCAGCGGCCACCCUCAGUCCAAAGCCCAGCAGUGCGUCAGCCCCUCCAACUCCUUGUGUCGGAGAACCACAGAAAGAAAUAACGAAAGCAUUCCUGACGUCGCGGUGAGUGUGGGUGACCCUCCGGCUCGUGCUGUCCAGGCCGCGUCCGUGGCCGGGCUGGGCAGGAGGAAGUGGUAUGCCUAUGAGCAGUAUGGCAUGUACCGGUGCUUGUUUUGCAGCUACACUUGCGGGCAGCAGAGAAUGCUGAAAACGCAUGCCUGGAAACACGCUGGGGAGGUUGAUUGUUCCUAUCCAAUCUUUGAGAAUGAAAACGAGCCCCUCGGGCUGCUAGAUGCUUCCGUGGCCUCGGCCCCAGGGGGCGUUGAUGCCGUGGUCAUUGCGAUUGGGGACAAUGAGCUGAGUAUCCACAACGGGCCUUCCAUUCAGGUGCAGAUCUGCAGCUCUGAGCCCUUGUCCACUGCUCCUUCUGAGCAGCGCGUGGAAGGCCGAGCUCACCUCAGUCAGUCCGUUACCCUUGACCCGCACGAGGAAGAAAUGCUAGAGGUGAUUUCUGAUGCCGAGGAGAAUCUGAUCGCUGACAGUCUGCUUUCAUCAGCACAGAAAAUCAUUAGCAGUAGCCCAAACAAGAAAGGUCAUGUUAAUGUGAUAGUGGAGCGUUUGCCGAGCGCUGAAGAAACGCUUUCCCAGAAGCGUUUCCUCAUGAAUGCUGAGAUGGAAGAGGGGCAGAACCUGAGCCCAGCGGAAGCUCCAGUUGGGUGUGAAGGCACAGAGGAGAUUUACCGUUCCGAUAAGUGUACUGUCGAUAUCGGGGGGCUGAUCAUCGGCUGGAGCAAUCCAGAGAAGGAGGAUAGUGAGUUACUGAGCAAAGGACUGGCAACUGAUGAAAAUGCCCCGCCAGGCCGAAGAAGGACGAAUUCUGAGUCUCUUAGGCUCCACUCACUAGCUGCAGAAGCGCUGGUCACGAUGCCAAUCAGAGCUGCAGAACUAACAAGAGCCAACCUGGGCCACUACGGGAAUAUAAACCUUUUAGCUCCAGAUACCGGACAAAGGCAGGUAGAUAGCACAUUGGCAGCAUACUCCAAAAUGAUGUCGCCACUUAAAAGCUCUGCGGAUGGCUUAACUGCUUUCAACCAAAGCAGCUCUACCUUGGUAGCGCUCCCAGAGGGUCGGCAGGAACUGUCGGACGGGCAAGUGAAGACAGGCAUCAGCAUGUCCUUGCUCACUGUCAUUGAAAAGUUGAGGGAAAGGACAGAUCAGAACGCUUCAGAUGACGACAUCUUGAAGGAGCUGCAGGAUAACGCCCAGUGCCAGCCCAGCGGCGACGCAAGCGUGGCAGGAGGCAGCGUGGUGGAGUACAUCCCCAACGCCGAGCGGCCCUACCGCUGCCGCCUGUGCCACUACGCCAGCGGUAACAAGGGCUACAUCAAGCAGCACCUGCGAGUCCACCGGCAGAGACAGCCUUACCAGUGUCCCAUCUGCGAGCACAUAGCCGACGACAGCAGAGAUCUGGAGAACCACAUGAUUAACCACUGCAAAACGAGGAUCUACCAGUGCAAGCAGUGUGAAGAGUCUUUUCACUAUAAGAGUCAACUGAGGAAUCACGAGAGAGAGCAGCACAGUCUCUCAGACACCUUGACAAUAGCAGCUUCUAAUGAGUCAAGAAUUUCCAGUGACACGGCCGAUGGGAAGUGUGUUCAGGAAGGGAGUAAGUCCUCAGUCCAGAAGCAGUACAGAUGCGACGUCUGUGAGUACACAAGCACCACGUACGUGGGCGCCAGGAACCACAGGCGCAUCCAUAACUCUGACAAGCCGUACAGAUGCUCUUUGUGUGGCUAUGUGUGCAGCCACCCUCCGUCUCUGAAGUCCCAUAUGUGGAAACAUGCAAGUGACCAAAAUUAUAACUACGAACAAGUAAACAAGGCUAUUAACGACGCAAUUUCACAAAGUGGCAGAGUUCUAGGGAAAACCCCUGGACAGACUCUAGUAAACAGCAGUGAAGAAAGAGCCGAUCCUGUCAAUGGAAGUUCAGAAAAUUUGGUGUCAUCCUCAGAGCUGAGUUCCCAGACCACCAGUGAAGUCAUAGGUCCCAACGAGAGUGAGAAACUGAGCCCUACAAGUAAUACCUCAUCUAGCGUAGAAAAAGCCUCCAGCCUCGCCCCUCCCGGUAUGGAGUAUUGUGUUUUACUCUUCUGUUGCUGCAUUUGUGGCUUUGAAUCUACCAGCAAAGAAAAUCUCUUGGAUCACAUGAAAGAGCAUGAGGGUGAAAUCGUAAACAUCAUCCUAAAUAAGGACCACAGCACAAAUCUAAACACAAAUUAGUUGGAAUAAUUACUUGAAGAGGAAAACAGUUUUACUUUUGCAUUUUCAAGUAGCUUACUAGACUCAGAAGAAAUAGUUGGGGUGAUCUUUGAGAAAUGACAGGUGUCAUUUCCUUUGGAACCAGAUUUUUAAUGUAAUCAAAGGAAUUCCAAAUGGAUAAGCAGUAAAUACUUAUGUUGAGUAAGGGGCAGUGGGUUGAGGAGGAAGCAGAAAUGUAGUCCUGUAUUCACCCUGUUACCUCUUCUUAGUAUUGAGUGUAUUUAUUACUAAAAGCUUCUUAUAGUAUAGAAAUGCAAGUAAAAGAGUUGAGAACGGACUUUGCAGGAACUAGUCUAAAAUUUGUUACAAAAUGUCAUAGUCUUAAGCAGAGCUUGUUUUGUUCAUGCUGGAUUUCGACAGGCCAGCUGCAGAGUGACAGGCCUGAGGUGAGCCCUGGGAGGCAGCUGCUGAGGGCUUUGCGCAAGCGCGUUACCAACAGUCAGCAGGGGAGAGUAAAGGGUUUCGAAGCGGUCGAAGUCUUUCCCCAAACCAGUAGGAAUUAGUCACCUAUUCACGCAAAGACAUGUUUUAGUCCUUAGAAAAGAAAAACGAGACCUUUAAAUCCAGAUCUGGAUUGUAAGUAGACAUUUCAGAAGUAGAUGUCUUAAACUGACAAUGAGUUUCUUAUGGGCAAAGGAGGAAAUAGGUCAAUUCUGAUCAGACUCGACCCAGAUCUCAAGAUCUGUCGAAAGCUUCGUCACUUCUUUCCAGAGUGUAUAACGACGUCCGCAUGCGGUCCCUGGCUCCUGGGCCUCUGGCUCUCCUGCAGGCCAGACCAAGCUUGUCUUCUGAAAAGUGUUAAAGCAGCAAAGUGAAAGUUGGCCUUUGAUCCUUGGACCUUAUGAAUAGCUUGAACUCUUAAACAAACAUCAUUUGGGGGAAGAAGGAUGAAAUUCAGAAGCCUCUUAAAAAGAAUAUCACUAUUGAGGUAUUACUUCCUGGCAUUUGUUAACUUAGUUAUGCUUAAUGUAAGAGGUAUAACCAAAUGUGAUUGAAAUACAGUCAAAAUUCAGGUUGUUUCUAAAAUACUUAAUAACAGACAGCAUUUCUACAGGGUUUCUCCUCUUUAGGAAAAUUCCAUUUUGUUAGUGUGCCAAUAGUGUAAGGAAAACCAACUAAAAGUGCUUUUGCUUUAAAACUCAUCAUCAAAUACACAUAAUCUCACUCAUUACACAUUUGUAUUAUAAUGUAUUUCAACGUGACGAGAACAAGACUUUUUGGUUUGUUUUGUAUUUCUCAUCAUUUGUGUGUGCAUUGUGAUGUUAAAAUCAAUUCUGCCUACGCGUGGGAGGCCGGUGCGCCAAGCAGGCACGAUCUCUGUGGUGCUCUUCCUCAACUCGAUCCUAACCUCUAGAGCUGAAGCUGUGACACCGACCAACUUGGGAUUGAAUAGAGAAUUUCCCGGGUUGGGUGUAUUUUAAGAAAGAUAUAUUUUAGGAAAGAAUUCUCUUCCCAAGGUCUAGCUAAGAAUGAAAUGAAUUAACCUUUUCAAAAAAGCAUUGGGGACUAUUUAAAACAGUUAGUUAGGCAUCUUGAAACAUUGUCUGAUUUGUUGUUUUUUUUUUAAUCUCAUUUUGAUGAUGAUAUUUAAACAAAAUUGAUUAUAACUUUGCAGUUGUUUAAUUCAGGUAGUUUUAUUAAUUUAUUUAUGAAAGUUAACCCAUUUCUGAUAUUUGAUUUUGGAAGGGUAGAAUGAAUUUAUAUACACUAGAUUGUAUUCCCCAGUUCCACUAUAUGUGGAUUUAUAUUCAUUUGUUUUCAGAAUUAAAGCACAUUUAUAUUUCAGUUCAAAUUGAAAUAAAAUGUUUUCAGUGGUUCCACUACUGCUCAUCAUUGCCAUUCCAUCAGUCUUUCCAUUGUUGGUAGCUGUUCCUCAGUGUUCCCUUGUCAGAUCUGUUACUCUAAAAUUUAACCUAAGGAGAAUUUUGUUUUAUAAAUCUUCCCUGGUUUUCUGUAAUCAUUUGGGAAAUACCAAACAGAAACACCCCCAAAAUUUCAAUAGUGAAUUGAUUUCUAAAUAACUUUUUUCAUUUCCUUAUACCACAUCCACUCAUUGAUACUUGAAUUUUCCAUUUGCAAUCAUGGAUUUUAAAAUUCCAUAACUCGUGAGAAAAAUUAAUCUAGAAUAGCCCUGAAGUUCAAAGCCUUUAAACUUUCUUCUGAUUUUGGCCUGAAAUACCCGCUAGAGCCUUCUCCUGGCCACACAGGAGGAGCCACUCACCGAGGCUGUCCUCCCGUCCCGUGGCCGCCGGUGGCACGCCUUAAGCUCAUAGUGCUCUACCAAGAACAGCUGAGUAUGCUGAAAGUAAUAAUGAAGACUAAAUAUGCAACUUUAAUCGUCAAAAAGGUGUCCAAGUAGUCAGCAGGAAUUCCCUUUUUAGGAGUAACAUUUCUUGUAUUAGCACUAGGUCUUUUGCCAUGUAACACUCAUAGUAUGUUUUCUGCUCUGAACAUUUAGUCAUAAAAUUUGGUGAUGAAAUCGUUUUUAAAAAGGAACUUACCAGAUGCAGCAAAGGUGGGGACGGGUGGUGGGGGGAGAUGAUGUAUUCGAUCUUAUAAAUAAUACUUUUCAGAGCUCUGUCAUUUUCCGCUAGUCCAGAGGGUGUUGUUGGUGUCCAGUGUUCUUACCCGCCUGUCUCCCAGUGGUCUGUAGCCUUGAGCUCUGUGUCCAGCAGUGCAGUGUAGUGACACUGUGGGAAGCCUUUGUUUUCCAACCUGCAGCCUUUUGGAAGUAGCUAUCGAUGGUUUCCUUCUUAUUUUCUCGUCUUUUCUCACAAAGCAAAUGAUGGCACCCAUGUUUACAUUGUAUCUUCCCGCAAUGUACUUGGCUUGACAAGGACAAGCAGGCUUCUCUAUUGAGACUUAUUAUAUUUUUAGUUUUCAUAGACACUUAUUUAAUCUUUUUUUAUUGUACAGCAAGGUGCUCUGAGUAAUAUUAUAUAAAAUAUAUUUAAUAGAAAUUUGAGUUUGAUAUUCAUGGACAUGAAUACAUGUAUUUUUUUAAGAAAUAAGUAUUGUGUAACACUAUGGCAUUGCUUCUAUAGCCAAAGUCUAAAAGUUUCUGGAACACUGACAUGUAAAGACUGCAGUUAAUUCUGACACUGUAUCUUAUUAAAAUAGGAUGAUUUGCAUUUUGUGAAAUUAUCCUGCACAUCAAGCUGCAUGCCUUAAAGCCUAAAACUCUAGGAUUGUGUUCAUGGUAGAACAGUUUAUCUGUUCAGCAUACAGUGAAGCAAGGUCUAUAGCGCUUCUUUAACUACCUUUGGAAAUACUGUACAAUGUUAGAAUAAUUUAUUUUGCUUUACAGGAGUUUGUCAUGUAUUGACUUUAAUAUUG